Messenger RNA from Tachyglossus aculeatus (Australian echidna), 1844 nucleotides. RefSeq names its product sclerostin domain containing 1 (gene SOSTDC1). Gene Ontology annotation, biological process: negative regulation of BMP signaling pathway; negative regulation of Wnt signaling pathway. The coding region runs from base 52 to 672 and encodes 206 amino acids. Lineage: Eukaryota; Metazoa; Chordata; Mammalia; Monotremata; Tachyglossidae. Gene Ontology annotation, molecular function: BMP binding. The transcript has 2 exons. The record is from RefSeq and is a predicted model, not a curated record.
AGAGGAGCGGGAUCUAACCAGCUCUUCGUUCAGUUGGAUCCUGAACUCACAAUGAUCCUUCCUGUCAUCCACUUCUAUCUCUUCCUCCUCGCCUGCUUCCUGAUGAAAAGCUGCUUGGCUUUUAAGAACGAUGCCACAGAAAUUCUAUAUUCUCAUGUGGUUAAACCUGCUCCAGCGAAUCCGAGCAGCAACAGCACACUGAAUCAAGCCAGAAAUGGAGGCAGACAUUUCAGUAACUCCGGAUUAGAUCGGAACAAUCGGGUGCAAGUGGGCUGCCGGGAGCUGCGAUCCACCAAGUACAUUUCAGACGGUCAGUGUACUAGCAUUAACCCUUUGAAGGAGCUGGUGUGCGCCGGGGAGUGUCUGCCCCUGCCCGUCCUCCCCAACUGGAUCGGCGCGGGCUACGGGACCAAGUACUGGAGCAGGAGGAGCUCCCAGGAGUGGAGGUGCGUCAACGACAAGACUCGCACCCAGCGGAUCCAGCUCCAGUGCCAAGACGGAAGCACGCGCACCUACAAGAUCACCGUGGUCACGGCCUGCAGAUGCAAAAGAUAUACCCGGCAGCACAACGAGUCCAGCCACAACUUCGAGGGGGUUUCGCCGGCCAAGCCCGGCCAGCACCACAAAGAGAGGAAAAGAGCCAGCAAAUCCAGCAAGCACAGCAUCAGUUAGAAACCAGACUGUCAGAGGCGAACUGAUUAAUAACCGUCCGCUUUUAACCGGGUUUGACUGCUCUAAAGACUAAGUCGUCCGUUGCGGUUUUCUCAUUUGAAAAUAUACGCUUAUUGCUCUGACCAAACUUGAGGGGGUCCUCAUAUCUAUCUGGGCUUUCUUGAGGAAUUUUGUUUGCCCUUUCAGAUUUUCAAGAUGGGGAUACCCACACGUGCUAUCUGCCUUUAAACCACACCCACAACACACAGUUAGGGACCCACGCAAGUCUGGGAAGACUAAUUCCUCCUUCCCGACAACUCAGACGGAACAAACCAGAAGGGCGAUAGUCGUUGCCAUGAAUUUUCACUGAAGGUUGAUUUUCAGAAAGGUGCUCUUCUGUGAAUCUUUAUGGGAACAGACCAGACUGUAACUAGACUAGACUAAAGCUCGACAGGAGACUAGACUCCCGCCACGAGACUGUAAGCUCCUUGAGGGUGGGGAGCAUGACUGCCAAUUUGGUUGUAUUGUACACUCCCAAGCGCUUAGUACAGUGGUCUGCACACAAUAAGCAUUCAAUAAAUACUAGUGAUCGAUUGAAUGAACUGUUCCAAGGCCAAUAGCUUCUUUUCCGUUUAUCGAACUUUCAACGCCUUUCCAAAACAAAGCCCACAUACAUGGAACGGUUUCUUAGUACGAAAGAAUGUUUUCUUGCAUGACGGUUCUCAUGUGCACAUCCCAGUAUUCCCGAGAUGCAUGGCAGCAGCUGAAAAGUAAAUCUGAAUUAACUAUUUAUUUGUCAGUGUAAUUAUUUAAUGAGCUUUUACAUGUGUUUUUUCUAAAUGUUCUUUUUUUUGUAUCUUUUCAUGUAACUAAAUAUUUUCCUAUGAUUUAUCGUUGAUCUGAAAUUGAAUAUGCAUUCUGUAGAUAUGUAAAAUAAAUGUUUUAGUCUUCUUGUUAUAUAUAUAUAUAUACUUUUUUUCAUCGUGAACUUUAUCAACAGCUUGGAUAUUUUUAUCAGUGAGAAAGCUUUUUAAAAAAUGCUUUGUAAAAGCUUCACUAUACUCUUUUUUUUGUUUGUUUAAUCUGUGCCACCCAAAGGUAUGUCUGAAGGCCUUUGACUUCAUCAGUUUCUUUUAACAAAAAUAAACAGUGCACAGCAAGUUAUUGUUCUUGGUUCCAACAUGUAAGAAAAU